AUGGCAAUGGCAGAGAAUCCCUCGCCAGGAAUCAUAGACGCGGAGGAUAACCUGUCCGAUAUGGAGAAUCAAGCUCCUUCAAGUGAUGAUGAAGUGGCAUUGCCACCAGAAUCGUGCAGUGGUUCAAGCGAUGCUAUGGAAGAUCUCCACUCAGCAAGCAGCGACAGCUCGACCGAUUUCAACAGUGACGGCGAUGACGUGGGAAAAAAGCAACGACACAGCCUCUGUCGCAAGACACGAAGUCUGAUGCAGACAAAGACGACUCCGCGACGAUCUUCCCAACCCAACAUGAAGACAAGCUUGAAUAGCUUGCUCAACGACGACGAAGCCUCCAAGCACAGUGGGUUGGAAAAACAAUGUCAAGACAUCAAGUCUCAGGUUGAGGCGUUUAACAAGGAGAAAGAACUACUCCGAGAAUACCAAUCGCAAAUUGACGCCCUCCAACAAGAGAAGGAAAAGCUCAAGGGUCGGUUGGAUGCCUCGGGAAACAUCUCUGCCGAUUUGAGCGAUCUGGUAGACACCCAAGCAUCGGAAAUGCAGAAAAUCAUCAGUACCUGCGAAAAACAAAAAUCCACCAUCGAUAGUCUGCGAACUGAGAAGGAUUUAUUGGAGUUGGAUGCUCAAAAGAAGAAAGCAUCGCUGGAGAAGACAUUGAUGCAAGUUAUCUCCUUGAAACGAGACAGAAAGAGUCUUCGGAAACAGUUGAAGAAGGUCGCGGAGAAAGCUUCCAUGCAACUAUCCAAGAACUUGCCAGGGUCCCCACCUCCAUUGCUCCAAGAGGCAUCUCAAGAAUUACUAGACGACUUUCGCGAGCAAGACGAAGAAUCGGCAAAGCUCCUUGAGAUUGUCGGCCAAAACAUGGCCAUGGAGGAAGCCAUGAAAAUCCUCAACCUCAGUCCUCUUUCAAGUCUUGACGAGGACGAUCAAGAGAACAGUGUAAGCUCUAUCCUGAAAGAAGAGCUGGAAGCAUUGAGAGAGACAUGUUGCAGUCAAAGGCAGAAACUCGAGCAGCUCGAGCUGGAGAAAGCAAUCAUGGAGAAGACGUUGCAGUCAGCAGCUGAAGAUAAGGUGAGCCUGCAAGCGCUUCUAGAACAACAAAAGCAGUUGACGGAAGAAACUGUGACAGCUUCCAUGAUACAAAAGGAUCAAUUCGAUUUGAUGAUGCUUCGUCGUGAAGACAGCAAGACCGAACUGCAACAAGCUUUGAAAGAGCAGCAGGGUCUCGUGGAAAAGCUCAAGGGUGAGGUAAACGAACUUUCCUCCAAAGCACAACACUAUGAGUCUCUUUCCAAACAGCAAACAUCGCUUGUCGAAGCAUCCUCGCCACAUGAUACCGCAUCCACACCGUCUGUUGACGAGAAACUCAGAGACAGGUUGAAAGCCGCCGAGUUGGAGAUCGAAAGGCUGAAACUAUCCGGAGCAGAGAAAGUGGAAUCCUUACAGGAGUGCAAAGGCGUCCUCGAGGCCAUCAAGGCUGAACUAGAGCAAGUUCAAGACAGCAAUGUCAAGCUCGAGGAAGACCUCAAAGCCAGCCAGCAGGAAUCGGCGAAACUGCAAGAGCUUCACAAAGCUAUGUCGUUGGAGAUUGCCACCAAUCAAGAGACGAUCGAGAGCCAGAAAAUCAACUUGGAGUCCUUGCAAACGGACAAAGAUGCCCAGAGAAAAGAGUUAGAAACUGCCAAGGAGUCAGGUGCUUCAACGCAACAAGUCAACCAAUCCCAAGAAGGACGAAUCAAGGAACUCGAAGAACAAUGCACGGAAAUGGAACCGUUGCGGAAGAUCAUCGAUGCGCUUUCAAAGGAAGUGCAAGCUUCACGCGACUUAUUGGCGUCGCAGGAGAAGCUGGUUGCUGACAAAGAACAAAUCAUCCAGGACACAUGUGCCAAGGUCACGGGGCUCGAAACGUCUCUUGGACUUCGUGAGGCCGAGCUGGAAGAAUUGAAACAAAAGUUUGACUUGUGUUCCAAGGAGCUACAAGAGGCGCGGUUGACGAUCACCUCCAGCGAAGAUGCCCUGAGAGGAAGGGAAGCUACAAACGAAGAAAACAUUGCUGACAUCGGGAGGCUAGACAAGGCGCUUGAGACUGCCGCUACCGCACUCAAAGAACAGGAAAUCCUUAUCGCAGAUCAGGUGGCGGAAAUCAAGGCAUUGAAAGGUUCCAAUGCUACUUUCCAGGACAAUCUGCUUAAGACGGAAGACAAAAUCACGAAGCAUGCUUCUGAAGUUGAAAGUCUAAAGAGUUCCGUUGAGGAGCUGGAGAAGAAACUCACAGAAAAGGAAGACGUCAUCACUGACCACCAGGCUAUGGUUGAUACUGUGAAGGGCGCAUUGGAGACUGCCAAUACCAACCAUCAAGAAGCCAUGUCACAAAAGGAAGAAAAGAUUGCGCAAUACACAACUGAAAUUGAAGCUUUGAAGAGCUCUCUUGAAGCUGUGAAAGGAGAGAUCGAGGACGUACAGGCGGAGAAGCAAGACCUGACCACGGCGCAAUACACAGCUGAAAUUGAAGCUUUGAAGAGCUCUCUUGAAGCUGUGAAAGGAGAGCUCGAGGAGGUAAAGGCGGAGAAGCAAGACCUGGCCACGGAGCAGUCCGCCAAAGCUGAUGCAUUUGAGGCUGCAAAGUUAGAAUUUAACAAAGUGCUGGCAGAGAAGGAAGAAGUCAUAGAGGAAACGUCCGCUCAGGUUGAGUCGCUGAAGGCCUCACUCGAAGAUGCGAAAUUCAAGCUGCAAGAGGCGUUGAACAAGGAGGAAACCAGGAGUUUGGAUUCACAGGAGUCUUUGGAGGUUGAGGAACUGAAGGCAACACUUGAGAAGUCCAUGUUAGAGCAACAGCAACUGUCAGCAGAAGUUGAAGCCCUGGAAAGUACACUUGCGGCUUCGAAUGCCAAACUUCAAGAUGAGAUGUCAGAGAAGGAGGGCCUUAUCAAAGACAAGUUCAGAAGAAUGAGCGUGAGCCAAGAUUCUACAGCCAAAGCUCAAAAAGUUCUUGCAGAGAAGUCGAACCGCAUUGCAGAACAGAGUGUCGAGAUUGAAGCACUUAAGAGAUCCCUUCAAGAAAAAAAUGUAGAACUUGAAUCACUCAGACAACAACAUGGGAUGCUUCACGACGAGCUGCAGGACGUAAAAGAAGCCCUUUCGUCACGAGAACCUUCAGUGUACGAGGAGCUUAACUCCUCUCUGCAAGAGGAAUUGGAAGCUGCAAAAGCAACCAUUGACAACCUUGAACAACUGCAACGCCAGAACGAGGGCACCAUUGAAGGAAACGCGUCUAGGAUUGCGUCCCUCGAAGAAGCCUUGGAGACCGGGGAAGCUGAGCUUAAAUCGCUCAAGGGGCAAUACUUUUUGCUCUCGAAGGAGCUGGCAGCCUCAAGAGGAUCCAACUUGGCUGCAGAAUUGAAAAAGUGCCGUCGUCUUGUCGAGGCUCAAAAGCUGCAGAUCCAACAGCAAGGAGAGUCCUUGAAGUUGCAACAAGAGCACACUGAAUCACUUGAGGAGUCAAAGAGGGUCCUUGCCCUUCUUUGUGAGAACCAAAAGGCAGAGAUUGAGUCAAUGAGACUGGCUAUGGAAAAGCUGUCAAAGGAUGUGGCGGCUACGGUGGGAUCCAACAUGGCGGCGGAGCUAAAACUGUGCCGCGAACUCAUUGAGGUUCAAAAGCUUCAGAUCAAGAAACACGAAGUGUCCCUGAGGGAGCAAAAAAUCCGUACCGAAUCCCUAAAAAAGUCAAAGCGAGAGCUUGUGUCCAACAUUGUCAUGGAACUCGACGUUUGUCGCCAGCUCGUGGAGGCUCAAAAGCUUCAGAUUGAAAAGCACGAAGACUCCUUGAGACAAAAUCAAGAAUCAAAGAGGCAAAUGAAGCUGAAACUGGACACUCUUGUGGGAGAAUUAAGGGACGUGCAGUCUGCAUCCCCAGUCACUGUCCAAACAUAUGAAGCAGGUGUACCAAACGAGACAGAGCAAGGAACCAUCGAGAUUCUGCAGAAAGAAAACGAGCGGCUCCUGAAAGGCUACUUGGAAACGAAAAGGAAGGCCCAUUCUCUUCAAGAACGAGUGGCGCAGCUGGAGGCGGCAAGAGAAGACGAUUCUGCGGCUAAGGAAAAAGUAAAGUGCCGGAUCCAAAACCUUAACGAGGAUAUACGAGAGGCGAUGUCCUCGCAACGGCAAUCUCCGAAGGAAGCAGAAGAAGACGCAGCAACAGUGGCAAGCUUGAAGUACCAAAACGAGAGGCUUGUCGAGGAGCUCAGCGAAGCGCAUUUCUCAAUAUCAUCUUUGCAGCAAACUUUGGAGGAGAAAAAGGCAGAGAAAGAUCAAGCGUCUGUUGAUUUGGACCAUCACAUCACCAACUUGGCGACUCUUGUUGAACGAGACACCACAGCCGCCGAGGAAAUCCAGCGGCUUCGUGAGACACUGCAAGCUCAAGCUGAGGAGAUCAAAAAGCACAUUGCGAAUCGUGGGGCUCUGAACGAGAAAGUCGAAUCAUUGAAGAGCGAACGUGACAGCUUUAGGCAUGCAGUCAUCACGGCUGAUCAUGCCUCGAAACGAGAAUCUCAUUCGGAGGAUUCCUGUGGCGUUGUAGUCAACCUGGAAGAUGCGACCAAUGAGCUUGGUGCAAGCCCAAUACCGCGCUUUCUUGUCAAGUCGCGGAGCCUUCUGACGGGAACUCUGCGCAUUAUCCAUCCAUCUACAGGUGGCGACGCAACCAACGAACCUUCUCAUGAAGGAAACGAUCCUGCUUCAUCGCCUUGUUCGCAAGCUUCAGAGACGCGACCAGCUCUUUUGAACAUUGUGGACAUCACCAGUCUCGGUGUUGGCACCCUCAACUACAGCAAUACUGUCGGAGCCAAAACAGAAGAUGUUCUUCAGUCUACAACCAACACUACUGUGACUGAUGACGUUUAUGUUGAUUCUCCAGGGGCUGACAGUGCCGACAGCGAGGAUUUGUCACAAGGCGUGACAAUCAGCCCUCCUGAAAUCCGCCGUCUCAGCAUGACCAAUGCACCCAUGCUGCCACGCCUCUCCCAACCUGACACUUCAUUGUUUUUUCCUACAGAAUAA
Seminavis robusta is the source of this 5052-nucleotide messenger RNA. The record is from the annotation of a GenBank genome assembly. Lineage: Eukaryota; Bacillariophyta; Bacillariophyceae; Naviculales; Naviculaceae.